Molecule: messenger RNA, 2390 nt
Organism: Chelmon rostratus (copperband butterflyfish)
Lineage: Eukaryota; Metazoa; Chordata; Actinopteri; Chaetodontiformes; Chaetodontidae
Gene: ctnnbl1
Product: catenin, beta like 1
Exons: 16
Coding region: 115-1854 (579 amino acids)
Cellular component (GO): spliceosomal complex
Source: RefSeq, a predicted model, not a curated record
GCAUGUGUAUAGAAAGCUUGUUGUUAUUCGUGUAAAUAACUGCAGAGGUAUAGACUCUCAUUAUUUCCUCAGGCUUAACAAAGCAUUUUACUUGUAGGUUUGUAGCCCGGAGAAAUGGAUGUUGGAGAGCUCCUGAGCUAUCAGCCCGAUAGAGGAGCAAAGCGUCCCAGGGAGGAGGAUGGAGGAGCAGCGGGAGGAGACGAGGACUCCAGAGGAGGGAAGCAGCAGAAAGGGCUGGGUUCCAGGGAGUUGGCCAGAUACAGAGAAGCAGCAGGAAUAGGAAUUGAAGUAGGUGGUGAAAUGAGGGAGACUGAGGAGCUGACUGGGGACAAGAACAAGAUCCUGGAGAAACUGAUGGACCAGGAUGAAGAGGAACCUGAGGCAGAGCCGGUGGAUGAGAGUUCAGUGAAGAAAAUGAUCCUGACCUUUGAGAAAAGGUCAUACAAAAAUCAGGAACUAAGGAUUAAGUUUCCAGACAAUCCAGAGAAGUUCAUGGAGUCUGAGCUGGAUCUGAACGACAUUAUCCAGGAAAUGCAUGUGAUCGCCACUAUGCCAGACCUCUACCACCUGCUGGUGGAGCUUAAUGCAGUCCACUCACUGCUGGGCCUCCUCAGUCAUGAAAACACUGAUGUUGCCAUAGCAGUGGUGGACCUGCUGCAGGAGCUGACGGAUAUCGACACACUCCAUGAGAGCGAGGAGGGUGCUGAGGUACUCAUAGAUGCUCUGUUGGAGGGUCAGGUGGUGGCUUUGCUGGUGCAGAAUAUGGAGCGGCUGGAUGAACAGGUGAAGGAGGAGGCUGAUGGCAUCUAUAACACACUGGCUAUCAUAGAAAAUAUGGCCGAGUUCAGACCAGGCCUGUGCACAGAGGCAGCUCAGCAGGGACUCAUGCAGUGGCUGCUCAAGAGAAUAAAGGCAAAGAUGCCGUUUGACGCUAACAAGCUGUACUGCAGUGAAAUCCUGGCUAUCUUGCUGCAAAACAAUGACAAUACCAGAGAACUAUUGGGAGAGAUGGAUGGCAUUGACGUGUUGCUGCAGCAACUAUCUGUGUUCAAACGUCACAACCCGUCCACGGCGGAGGAGCAGGAGAUGAUGGAGAACCUCUUCGAUGCUCUGUGUUCCUGCCUCAUGCUGCCAGCCAAUCGGGACCGCUUUCUCAGAGGGGAAGGGCUUCAGCUAAUGAAUCUUAUGCUCAGAGAAAAGAAAAUGUCUCGGACCAGUGCUCUGAAGGUCCUGGACCACGGGAUGAUUGGACCAGAGGGAGCAGAUAACUGCCAUAAGUUUGUGGACAUCCUGGGCUUGCGAACCAUCUUUCCGCUUUUCAUGAAAACCCCGAAGAAGAUGAAGAAAACUGGUGCUUCAGAGAAGGAGCAUGAAGAACACGUCUGCUCCAUCAUCGGCUCCAUGCUAAGAAAUCUCAAGUCCCAGCAGAGGAGCAGACUCCUCAACAAGUUCACAGAGAAUGACUGCGAGAAGGUUGAUCGACUGAUGGAGUUGCAUUUUAAGUACCUGGAGGCUGUUCAACAGGCUGACAAGAGGAUUGAAGGAGAGAAACAUGAGAUGGUUCGUCGGGGGGAGAUCCUAGAUGACAGCAUGGAGGAUGAGUUCUACCUUCGGCGCCUGGACGCCGGACUAUUCGUCCUUCAGUUGAUCUGCUACAUUAUGGUGGAGAUCAGCAACUCGGGGAUAUCACAGCUCCAGCAGAGGGUCCAUCAAAUUCUCAACCUAAGAGGAGGAUCUGUCAAAGUAGUGCGACACAUCAUGAGAGAGUACGCUGAGAGCAUCGGAGAUGGGAAGAGUGACGAGUUCAAGGAGGCUGAGCGGAAGAGGAUCAUGGACCUUGUAGACAACUUCUAAUCUCUCUCUCUCUCGAAGGCAGUGGUGUGUCUUUCUCUAACAUGCUGUAACUAACGUCAUUGGGUGUGUUUACGUGUGCAUUACAUGUAUUUUCACGGUUCAAAGAAAUUCUUCAAACAACCUGGUUAACUGGCCAUUUGAACCUUUACCUCACGUACAUCGUUGACAUCCAAUGUGAGGAAAAACACACUCAAGUUACUAGAAGUACUCAUUCAGAGUUUGUAUUUUUGACGAAUCUUAAUUUGUGUAAUUAACGCAGUCUUGAUGGACCAGAGGACUGGUGAAAAUGCAAUAAUUGCUGCACAUGUAAACCCGCUCACUGUAGUUUUCCACAGUUUGGAGAGAAGUAUUGUGGCGCGAAUGAAACACACCAUGGGAUGUAGUCUGAGCUGCUGCUCAGUCUCUGUACUGUGGGGUUGAACACUGCGGGAUAGUUCUGGACAGACUUCUCUGCAAACUUAAUGUCUCUCCCACUUUACCUGGUUUGUUUGUUUAGGAUUUACGUGUAAAAUAUUUUCUAAUAAAACAUUUGGUAA